This is a messenger RNA of Ziziphus jujuba (common jujube), 363 nucleotides long. RefSeq lists its product as uncharacterized. The record is from RefSeq and is a predicted model, not a curated record. The coding region runs from base 1 to 363 and encodes 120 amino acids. The transcript has a single exon. NCBI's taxonomy places the organism in Eukaryota, Viridiplantae, Streptophyta, Magnoliopsida, Rosales, Rhamnaceae.
AUGGUGUUUCUUAAAGUUGGUCCUAUGAAAGGGGUGAUGCAGUUUGGGAAAAAGGACAAGCUAAGUCUGAGAUUUGUUGGACCUUUUGUUAUUCUGGAUAGAGUUGGUGAUUUAGCUUAUAGGCUUGCUUUACCACCGGCAUUAUCUGGCGUGCAUAAUGUUUUUCAUGUAUCCAUCCUCUGUAAGUAUGUUCAUGAUCCUUCACACGUGAUGAAUUUUGAGCCUCUUCAACUCAAUACGUACCUUACAUAUGAAGAGUUACCACUCCGAAUCGUAUAUCAAAAGGAAAAAGAAUUACGCACUAAGACUAUUGCUUUGGUAAAAGCUCUAUGGACAAAUCAUACAGUAGAGGAAGCCACUUAG